Messenger RNA from Closterium sp. Naga37s-1, 2298 nucleotides. Lineage: Eukaryota; Viridiplantae; Streptophyta; Zygnematophyceae; Desmidiales; Closteriaceae. The record is from the annotation of a GenBank genome assembly.
AUGUCUUCCUGGGCCAGGCCGCACACGGCAAGGCGGGGAGCCCGCAGAGGGACGCGUAUGGAAUUGCGAGACGCGUUUUUCCUCAGGCGCCUCAACCUGUCUCAACCGUGUCGUCCGUUGCCUGUCUUCCUGGGCCAGGCCGCACACGGCAAGGCGGGAAGCCUUGCCGCGCAAGGCAAGGCCGGAAGCCCACAGAGGGAGGCGUCUGGAAGGGCGAAACGCGUAUCCAUGGCGGAGAUCUACGCCGUGGAGAGAUUGGAUGAGGCCGUGGUGAAAGGGAGCCUCUUAGGGCCAGCAGUUAGACUGCAUCGCUUCGCCAUCCAUACAUUCCGAAAGGCUGCCGACAGGUGGACGCCCGUGCAGCUCGUGCUGAGUCAUGCCGAUGUCAGCGUGUGUCAGCAGUGGGUCGAUUCCAUCCAAUCACUUCUCAGGGCGGACCCUGAACGGCCCCGGAACCUGCUGGCCUUCAUCAACCCCAUCGGUGGCCACCGCAAGGCGCUCAAGACGUGGGCAGCAGCGAAGCCCGUGUUUGAUCGGGCGGGAGUGGCGGUUACCGAGGUGGUCACACAGCGACAGAACCACGCCUUUGAUGCCGUGUAUGGGGCGAGUGAUGAGGAGAUCUCAGCCGUUGAUGGCAUUCUGGUUGUGUCGCCUGCUGGACUUUCCUCUGCUACCCCCUCUUCUGUCAAGUCAUCUCCACCCACUUCCGCUCUUCACCCUCUUCCCAACCCCAGUGUGACAGGCUCUCGAGACCCCACCACCGCAGCUCUGCAUGUGGUUCUGGGGCACCGCAUGCCACUGGACGUGGCGAGAAUCACCACGUGGAAGGAAGAGGAGCGGCCAGGGAAGCAAGGCGAGCAAUCAGAUGAGGAAAAAGAGGAGGGGGGGAAGGCAGAGAGAGGUGGAGAUAUUGCGGGCAGUGGAGGCAGGGAGGACAAGGGAGCAGGAGAAGCGGAGCAUGUGAGAGAGGGGUUUGCGGGUGGAGAUGGAAGAGAGAAGGCUGGGGGAGCUGGGAGCGAAACGGAAGGGGCUAAGGCAAAGACAGAAGAAGAGGAGGAGGACGAGGGUGUGGAGGUCCGCUAUGCUGCGUCCUUUUUUGGAUAUGGGUUUUACGGCGAUGUGAUUCGCCGCAGCGAGGGGCUCAGGUGGAUGGGGCCAGCGCGGUACGACUAUGCUGGGCUCAUGACGUACCUGCACCACAGAUCGUACGAUGCUGUGGUUUCCUACUUUGACGUGCACUCCUCUGCUGGGCCACCCCCAAGACCUGCAAUCCAAGCGUCCCCUGUCCAAGCAGCAGGGUUGGAAGCAUCUCCAUCCACUGCAGCAGAGUCGGACGCAUCUGCAGUCCAAGCAGCAGCAACGUUGGGAGGAUCCCCAUCCCAGGGCGUUCUCGCGCCCCCACUGCUGGCAGCAGCAUCACCACUGGAAGCGGGGCCGGUGAGGGGUUUAGAGAGGAGCUUCACUGAUCAGCUCCCUAGAACGCAUGGUCUGGAUGAUGAUGACGAGGAGGACGAGGAGGAGGUUGGGGAGGUGGAGGACGGGGAGGAGAAGGUGGGAGAGGAGGUGGUGGAGGAGGACGGAGGGGUGGGAGGAGAAGGGAAAGGAGAGGUUGAAGGGGGUGGAGAGGGGAAGGUAUUGGGUGGAGGGGACGGAGAGGGGAAGGGAGAGGGGGAAGGGAUGCCACUGCAGGCUGUGGAGUGGAACGGAAGGCUGCGGCGGCGCACCUUCAGCAGCCCCAUGCUGGUGAAGACACGUACCGGCACAAGCAGCAGCAGCAUCAGACGCGGCAGCAUGAGGCGCAGCAGCUUCCCAGAUGUGUGCACUGCGGGAUGCACUGUGUGCGCCAGCAGCACUGACCUCUCCCAACUCGCACGCUCCUCCCACAGCCUCCUCACACUCGACACCUCAUCACUCGACCCGGCCCAGAUCUCUCACAGUCAAUCGGGUGCUGCCACGUCAGCACCUGUGGGUGUAGCUGAGCAAGAGGGGUUAUUGCAGAAAGGAGGGCAGAGUGGAGAGGGUGUGUGUGCAGUGGGGGGGAUGGAGAAGCAGAGUGAGGGGCUGAGGCCCUGUUGGAGGACGGUGCGAGGAAAGUUCCACAGCGUGGGGGCGGCAGUGAUGUCGUGUCGAAACGACAAGGCGCCAGAUGGCGUCGCGGCACAGGCCCACCUGGCGGACGGCAAUCUGCAUCUCAUCCUCAUCCGCAAGUGCUCGCGCCCCGAGUACCUCCAUCAGCUGACUCGCCUAGCCCGCAAAGGGGCCGACCCAUUCGCCUUUGAAUUUGUGGAGACAUACAAG